CUCUCUCUCUCUCUCUCUCUCUCUCUCUCUUCUCCAUCAAUGGCUUCCACAAUUCACUUCUUUAACUCAAACAUAAACAACAGCAACAACCAUUUCACAUUCUCCGAAAACACUCGCCCAAUAAAGCAUUCAUUUGGGCAACUUUCAUUGCCUAAGCAAACUGAAACUUCUACUUCUUCUUCAUCCUCUUGUUCAACUAGACACUCAUUUGCUGCUUCCGUCAUAGCGAUUCGGGCAGCGAAUUCAGCUAUGGAGGCGAAAACGAGAUUGUCUAAUCUUUGGAAAGAGAUUCAAGGUUGUAAUGAUUGGGAAGACCUUGUUGAACCAUUGCACCCCCUUCUCCGCCGCGAGAUCAUCCGUUACGGCCAGUUCGUGACGGCUUGUUACAAAGCUUUCGAUCUCGACCCGAGCUCGAAACGUUACUUGAACUGUAAGUAUGGCAAGAAGAACAUGCUCCGGCAAGUCGGGAUGGAGAAUUCCGGCUACCAAGUCACCAAGUACAUCUACGCCACUCCGGAUAUCAACAUUCCGAUUCAAAACGUAGGCGAUUCCUGCGGCCGGUGGAUAGGAUACGUCGCGGUUUCCGACGACGAUUCUGUCCGAAGGCUGGGAAGGAGAGACAUAGUUGUCACGUUCAGAGGCACAGUCACUAAUCCCGAGUGGAUCGCGAACUUGAUGAGCUCUUUAACUCCGGCGAGGCUCGAUCCUCAUAAUCCGCGGCCGGAAGUGCAGGUGGAAUCCGGGUUCCUCAGCUUGUACACUUCCGACGAAAGCAACGACAAGUUCGGCCUCGAAAGUUGCCGCGAACAACUCCUUUCGGAAGUGUCCCGGCUUCUGAACAAGUACAAAGGAGAGAAAUUGAGCAUAACCUUGGCUGGUCAUAGCAUGGGAAGCUCACUAGCUCUUCUUCUCGCUUACGAUAUCGCCGAGCUUGGAUUAAACAAGAACAUCAACAACAACAACAACAAUAACAAUGAUGAAACAAUUCCCAUCACAGUUUUCUCCUUUGGAGGACCAAGAGUUGGGAACUCAGGGUUCAAACAAAGGUGCGAAGAACUGGGUGUGAAGGUUUUGAGAAUAGUAAAUGUGAAUGAUCCAAUAACAAAGAUGCCUGGUGUUCUUUUCAAUGAGAAUUUUAGGGUUUUGGGAGGAAGGUAUGAGUUCCUUCCAUGGAGUAAAUUCUCUUGCUAUGAACAUGUGGGUGUUGAAUUGGUCUUGGACUUCUUCAACAUGCAAAACCCUUCUUGUGUUCAUGAUCUGGAAACUUACAUCAGCUUGUUGAAAUGUCCCAAGAAAAGAUCAUCGAUUCAGAUUCACAAGGAAAACAAUCAUGGAGCCACGGAAUUCGUCGAAAGAGCGAAAGAAUUGCUGUUUACCGCGCAGAAUCUGAACCUGUUUCCUUGGAGAAACGCCGCGAAUAAUAUGGUAAAUCUGGUUGAGUCACAAAGAACAUAAAUAAUUUUAUUUUUAUUUUUAUUUUUUUUUGGCUGGGAAGAUUUUCUUCGGACAGUUUUUCAACUCCUCGAACCUGUAGUUUAUUUUUAUUUGUAUAGGAAGAGAGAGUUCUUGUUUAAAAGAAAAAAAAAAAAAAGCAGUCUUCCAAGUUUGGAUCUGUAGUUAGUUUUGUACAUGAUACAAAGAAAUCAUCAUGAGAAAAUUAGAAAAUCAUGAUCAGGAUAUAUAUAUAUAUAUAUAUAUAUAUAUAUGUGUGUGUGUGUGUAACUGGAUCGGUAAUGUUUUUGCUGCAGCAAAAUGAAACUAUAUAUAUUAAUUAUUUGCUUAA
Molecule: messenger RNA, 1783 nt
Organism: Ziziphus jujuba (common jujube)
Lineage: Eukaryota; Viridiplantae; Streptophyta; Magnoliopsida; Rosales; Rhamnaceae
Product: phospholipase A1-Ialpha2, chloroplastic
Exons: 1
Coding region: 40-1455 (471 amino acids)
Biological process (GO): jasmonic acid biosynthetic process
Cellular component (GO): chloroplast
Molecular function (GO): glycerophospholipid phospholipase A1 activity
Source: RefSeq, a predicted model, not a curated record